GUCCAUUGAUGGGUGGAAGUGGCCACUAAUCAAAUCAAUGAAUUUCGCGAAUUCAUAUACCUGUAAUAUUAAAGCAUAUCUAUUUUCUUUACCCGGGAUCCUACGGCUUCACAUAUAGAGUGAAAGUGGGCGUGAACAAACCCUUUACUUUGGUUGUUUUUUAUCAUAAAAACGCCUAUCACAGCGACUCUACAUUCAUUCUUUGUUAAAUUCAGACAGGUUAACAUCAGAAUAAACUGCUCGAGAAACAACUCAUUUGUGUAUAAAUCUAUUAAGAGUUUUCUUCGCAGAGGGACAAAAAUGGCAUCGAAUCUGUGCAUCGCUCUGAUCUUGGUUAUUACUUUGAUUGUCAGCACAAUGGCCCACGGUCCGGCACUCUACGUUACUGGCGAAAUUAUUGCGUGCCAAUCAACUGCAGGAGACUGUAGUACCUUUGGAACUCCAAACAACCCAGCGUUGUCAUGCCAACAUGUGAAGGAUGCGUGCCCCGAUGCUUCCAGUGAUUUCUACCAUAUCGAAUCAGCUGGCCUUUACCGAAAGGUGUUCUGCGAGAUGGACGUCGAGGGAGGUGGUUGGGCCCGCUACGGCCAGUCCAACCAGGGAACCGAAUGGAACUACGUCGAUGAAGACACCGUCGAGGUCACGCUCGACAUCAUUACCCCUUCCGAAGUCAAAGAGAUGAUGGAUCUUAAAUACAAUCAGUUCCUGGUCCAGACUGACGUUGCUUUCCAAAUGCGGGCCGAUGACAGCGUCAAUCCUUCUCGCCUCACCACCCGAUCUAUUCCUUGGCUUGAGGAUACACCUCUGUUCAUUCCUGAUUACGGCAACGACCAUACUCGUAUCGAAUUCCCAUCCGGCAGUGUUGAUCAAGUGACAUGCAUCCCAGGUGGUACCAGCAAGUGCGGACAGGGAGGGGGGCUACCACCAGCUAAUGGAAUAUCAGGGCGUUUCUUCUUCCAAAGGCUCUUCUUCUCACCCCGGGGUGCAGGUUCAUCUGCCCACAAUGACCAAUGGACUCGCAACAGAUACACCUGGAACGGAAGCUACUACUAUGUGUAUGCCAAGUAAAAGGUUUUGCUUUGUGGCAUUCUGACAAAGUUCAAGUGAAAUCUAUUGUUUGCUUCAUAUGUUGAAUCCUCAAAUUUACCUUAUGCACACCUAAAAGUAUGAUAUGCAAGGAUUACAAUUUCUGCUUCAUAUCACAACAUAUCAGCUGUAAUAUAAAUUUAAAACCUAUAUUGGAAACCCUUGAUUAAAAUUAACAUCACACUAUUUGAAGCCUUAAUGAAGUCAUCCAUCUAUCUAAAGUAUCUGAAUCUAAAUAU
Molecule: messenger RNA, 1325 nt
Organism: Lytechinus variegatus (green sea urchin)
Lineage: Eukaryota; Metazoa; Echinodermata; Echinoidea; Temnopleuroida; Toxopneustidae
Exons: 5
Coding region: 301-1068 (255 amino acids)
Source: RefSeq, a predicted model, not a curated record